AUGGAGAGCAAUAUUUGCAAAUUUUUUAGUGGAAAAAAUAUUCUAAUAACAGGCGCCACUGGUCUAGUCGGGACAUGUUUGGUGGAAAAACUUCUGCGCGUCGUUCCAGACGUAGGCUUCAUCUAUCUGUUGAUUAGAACUAAAAAAGAACAGAAUUUCAAUAAAAGGGUCAACGAAUAUUUCAGCAAUGAGAUAUUCAACAAAGUUAAAAAUCAGAAUCCAACGUAUUUGCAUAAAAUUGUAUGGCUUCAUGGAGAUAUCACGAAAGCGAAUUUGGAUUUAACACCAGAGAUGAUCGAAACAAUCCAUACCAAUGUCAACAUAAUAGUCAACAGCGCAGCUUGCCUUAACCAAAUUACGCCUUUGAGAAACGCAAUUAAAUACAAUAUUUACGGCACAAACGAGCUACUGAAAAUUGCAAAAGGAUGCGCUUUUCUAGACUGUUUUAUGCAUAUAUCGACAGCGUACGUAAAUCACAGACGAUCUGAGCAUGAAAUAGAUGAGAAACUCUACAUUCAUCCGGUAGAUCCUGAGAUUCUGAUGGUAAUGAGCGACGAACUUACCUCUGAAGAGUUGGAAAGAGAAUCCGCGAAUUUGAUGAUGGAUUGGCCCAAUACGUACACGUACACAAAAAACGCGUCGGAGAAUUUGGUGUAUAAGUACAGGAAUCAUUUCAAAAUUGGUAUUUUCAGGCCUGGCAGCAUCAUCGAAUCUUACGCUGAACCAUUUCCGUAUUGGAUAAAAAAUCCUAAUGGAUUUACAAGUGUUUUGAGCAAGGCACAUCUUGGGUAUAUGGUUGAUUUAAAUCCGAAAGCUCCAGGAAACGCUCCGCCGGUCGACUUUUGCGUGAAUUGCAUCUUAGCUGCAUCAAAUGAAGUUGCUUCAAAUGAUCGUGCCCAUAUAAAAUUUUACAAUUUUUCUUUAUACACGCAAACAUGGGCGGAUCUUUACACGAGUUACAUGAAAGGAAUACAUAAUCCGUGGCUUAUAUUUGGAUCAUUCAAAGAUCGUUUGAGCUGUCACUUAAAGGAUUUAUACUUAGAAAUGAUUGGAAAACCAGCAAGGAAUAUAGAUACUAUAAGAAGACACGAGAAAAUGAUACGAGUUUUGCACUAUUUUAUGAAUAAAGAAUUCAAUUUUUUUACCAAAAAUGUCGACUGUUUGUGGAGUAGUCUAAAUGCGGUCGAUCAGCGAAUGUUUCUUUUCGAUAUGCACGAAAUCGAUUGGGAUUCAUUUUAUAAAAACAUGCACGAGCAUCAUCAAAAAGCAAUACCGGAUGAUAGCACUUUCAAAACC
Messenger RNA from Nicrophorus vespilloides, 1296 nucleotides. RefSeq names its product fatty acyl-CoA reductase 1-like. Gene Ontology annotation, cellular component: peroxisome. Gene Ontology annotation, biological process: long-chain fatty-acyl-CoA metabolic process. NCBI's taxonomy places the organism in Eukaryota, Metazoa, Arthropoda, Insecta, Coleoptera, Silphidae. The transcript is spliced from 6 exons. The record is from RefSeq and is a predicted model, not a curated record. The annotation marks the transcript as partial. Gene Ontology annotation, molecular function: alcohol-forming very long-chain fatty acyl-CoA reductase (NADP+) activity.